CUCCCGGCCGAGGAUUAUGCGCUAUGCAGAAGUUCGUGACGGUCUGCUGCUGGUCUUUGUUAAAAAGCUGCUUAGGAUCCAUAGGAGAUCCGUAUUUCCUAGAAAUAUGACUGAUUUUGUGAGCCUCAAUGUCGGAGGGACAAUAUACACAACAUCUCGAGCUACCCUGACUCGUUUUCCGGAUUCUAUGCUGGGAUCAAUGUUCAGUGAUCGCCUCCCAUCCACACAAGAUGAUAAGGGGAAUUACCUAAUUGAUGGAGACGGGCCAUUGUUUCGUUAUGUGCUGAAUUUCCUGCGGCGGUCCAUCCUUGUCUUGCCCGAGGACUUCAAAGAGCUGGACAUGCUCGCGCAGGAGGCCGAUUACUACCAGAUUAAGGAGUUAAUUGAUGCUGUGUCUCAGCUCAGAAUCACAGUUGCCAUGGCUAAGGAGGAGGAGACAAGAGCAAAGGAACGCAUCCAAGAGCAAGAGUUUCUUGAGGCCGAGUUUGAAUGUGCAACUGGUCGAUGGAUUAUAUUCGGAAGCUCUGACACCCUUCAGAAAAUCCCAAUAGUCAUGGAAGGAUUUGGGAACCAUCUGCGGCUGGUCCGCAACCAGUUGGACCACAUUUUUGGUCCAGAGGAGAAUGGGUUGAUUGUGCCAAGGGAGCAACCGUUGUCCCGUGUUAAGCUUUUCAGGCAAAUCACUCAGUUGGGUUUCAAACUUGCAUCAGCGUCCUCAAGUGGCGGAGAUGAGAGGUCAACAGAUCGAUGGGUCUUUACAAGAGAGGUGAAAUCGAGCAGUACUACCUGCACAACUCCAACAAAAGCAAAAUAAGUUAUUAAAGUAAAGACUAAUGAAUGGCUGGAUUUGUUGAACAACUUUCUCAUUGUUCCAUUGGGUUAUCUUUUUUUCACUCUGGGGUGAUUGAGGAAUUUUAGGGGCUAUUUCUUCCAUUUUAAGGGCUACUUAUUAGGGUUAAGCAAUUCAGUAUAAAAUGUCAUUAUUCUGCCAUUAAGACAAGCCCAAAGUGCAAUCCUCAAUAGCUUAAAUUCCCCCAAUUAAGAAGUUAUGCUAAGCUGAUGGGGGUAGUUGAUACUUGAUUCUUAAUCUCAGAGAUGUUUGAUAUGGCUAUUAAAGAUCUUGAGGUGGAGUGUAAUGUGCAAACUUUGAACAGAGUAAACUCUGGUUCAUAUAGAACAACCUAAUGUUAGUUGUAGAAUGCGAUUUGUCUGCUAUUUCUGAUUUAAGUGUGGAGCGUUGUGGCACAGUGGAUUAGUCUCCGGACAGAGGAUCGUGGGUUCAAACAAAUUCCAGCCAUGGUGUAGUUUCCUUCAGCAAGAAAUUUAUCCACAUUGUGCUACACUCAACCCAGGUGAGGUAAAUGGGUACCUGGCAGGAAUACCUUGAAAUGCACCGAGCGCUGGAAGGCUGCUUUAGCUACAGCCAGGGUAACAAUAUCCAAGCGCAUAGAGACGUUAUUCAUUAUGUGUAAGAACUGUCUUUUGAUGGAUAUGUGUGUAGAUAUUGAAACUGAAGCUUAGAGCUUGCAGAGCAAUGGUAUCUUGAGGUAAUCGUUUUGAGGGCUUGAGUUUUGGAAAUGUGCUGAAUCUUGAAGACAGAUUCCCCAUAGAGCUUUUUAUGCUCAUUAAAUGGUGAUUAGAGUUUUAGAAAGAAGUCAAAUUUAUCAGAUAUCAUUUAAAUUUUGUGAAGUUCAAUUGCAAACAUUGAUUUUCACCCAUAGUAUCACCUUAGUGAAUAGCUAUUCAUGUUGGAAUUGCCAGGGUACUAUCUAGUCACAUAAUGAUCAAUGUGUAUCUUAGUAAACUUUUGAUUCUGAAUUUAUUAUUGUAGGUACUACUGUUUCUAAUAUAAAUGCAGGGUGCUACAUAAGCACUUGCCCGAUUGCCCAGGGCAAGUAAAAGUUAGAGUCGGGCAAGUGUUUUGAAGU
This is a messenger RNA of Lytechinus variegatus (green sea urchin), 1928 nucleotides long. RefSeq names its product BTB/POZ domain-containing protein KCTD6-like. Gene Ontology annotation, biological process: protein homooligomerization. The transcript has a single exon. Gene Ontology annotation, molecular function: protein binding. Lineage: Eukaryota; Metazoa; Echinodermata; Echinoidea; Temnopleuroida; Toxopneustidae. The record is from RefSeq and is a predicted model, not a curated record. Bases 17 to 814 code for a protein of 265 amino acids.